This is a messenger RNA of Ogataea angusta, 1884 nucleotides long. RefSeq lists its product as uncharacterized. The record is from RefSeq and is a predicted model, not a curated record. Gene Ontology annotation, cellular component: cytoplasm. NCBI's taxonomy places the organism in Eukaryota, Fungi, Ascomycota, Pichiomycetes, Pichiales, Pichiaceae. Gene Ontology annotation, biological process: cellular response to oxidative stress. The transcript has a single exon. The coding region runs from base 1 to 1884 and encodes 627 amino acids.
AUGUCCGACACUAGUGUUUAUGAGCCGCGCGAGCCGGCCGAUUUGGCGAAAGCGCUGCUGAUUAUAGAAGAGGGCGCCAGGGACUGUCUGCAGUCCAAAGAUUACAUCUCGUUUUUGACAAUUUUAGACGUCUACAUAGGGGAGCCCAAUCUAUACAAAGAAGAGGAGCGCGAGCAGAUACUAGAGAAGCUGCUUGGCAUUCUGACCGGCCACCGCGAGAUUCUGUAUGAAAUUGGCUGGGACCUGCCCGCGCUUCUUCUCAAAUACUGCGACGUGGACCAUGAGCCGCGUCCGCUGGUCGAAAUCAAGUCGCUCAUGAGCAUUAUGAAGAUUUUCGACGCAUUGGCACAGUAUGGCAAUCCGAAAGAGCUGCUAUUGGCUGGGUGCGAAAUCAUACGAGACCUCAAGAUUGACCUCGAUGCCGCCGAGGCCGAUCCAGGCCAGGCUGCCAAUCCGCCCCUCGGUCUGAGACUGCAGGAAGGAACGCGUGCGAUCAAGUUCCACAUGAUGCUGGAGUUGGUCAGUACCAGUCUACGCCGCAACCAGACAAUAUAUCCGUCCAAGUUCCUGGGAAUGGUUGUUUCCGCCUUGGUGAACUUCAUGAAAAAUCCAGACCAGCCAAUGAACGAUCUCGCCGUUGCGCGUCGCGUCUACACGUUUAUUAGAGACUACGUCCCGCCAGACAUCCCAGACACGAAUAGAGACUCGAUACAGGACCUGACAAAGCUGGUCGAUCAGGAAAACUACCUCCAACGGAAACUGCUGCUGCUGCUUCUGUCCGUGGCAGCCGAAACUGCCUCUGCCAUACUGGCUCCGGAACUGCUCUCGGCAGUUUAUCCGAAUGUGAGACAAAUGGCAGACACCGACCAUGUUUAUUCACUUGAGUUUCUGGGACGCUUUGUUAAUCUGUCGAUGUCUAUGGACGUGGAGCUGGACAAGUCGUUUGGCGAGGAAAUCGACAAGGCAGAGAAGGUGUUUGAAAAUGCCUCAAUUAGCGAGAACGAGGAUGUUUUCAAGCUCGUGAUUGAUAACUACAAUUCCACAGAGUUCAGACAGAAAGACCCGGAAACGAUUCCAUUCUCUGCCGUCGCUUCUAUCGUGCUCUACACGGUCAGUCGGUUUGUGGAGAGAAUAAACUACAGGACACCAUUGCCAUCGUUCUUGCAACUGGUCAAGCUACAACUGUGCACACUGAUCCCGUGCCUGAUGAGCACCACCAACGUCCACGGAGGAGCUAUUGUGAGUCUGGUGAUCUUGAGCAUGAAGGUGCUCGAGACAGAAGGGUUCGAGUACACCAAGGAGGACAAAGUUCUUAUCCUUGGCUAUCUCCAGAGUCUGUCUUCUCUGUGUCUGGAGUUCCCAGACUUCAGCGUCCGCAAACUGUUCUACUCGUUAACGAUGAAAGUGCUGAUUAACCUAAAAGAGCAAGACGCCUACGAGUUUGUGAUCGACACACUGGAGAACUGUUCUGCGGAGUCUGUGAGAACGUCGAUGAUAGGUAUUCUCAAGGACCUGAUCUUGCGCACCAAACCGGCUCCGAUGGAGAAGCAGAUGGAGAAUCUACAGCUGUCUGCUCCUUCGUUGCCGCCUCGCGAGCUGAAAUACAUCACAUUCACCGAAGAGCGCGCAGACAAGAUUCUGCAACUGCUCGACACGGCAAUACAGGAAACGUUUGCUGAAGAAACCGUCGACCCUGUCAUUUGCGACACGUUGCUAGCGUACAUAAAUCUGAUCCUGUCGGUCAAGAAGUUCAACAGGGACGACGUUGAGAAGCGGGUCGGCACUAUCAAGAACCACCUGUCGAAGCUGGACUCGUCGCAUCAGCAGAUCGUCCACUUGAUCGAGUUCAGCGUCGACAAGGCCGCCGAGUUUUAUAAAAUAUAG